UUAUAUGUUUUCAUAUCGUCUGCUACAAAGCCGAGAACAGCAGAGAUAGGUAUCAGCAUGUGAUAGCCUGUUAAUCGUGUGUCUCAAAAUAAAAUCGUGCUAAACGCUACGUCGCCAUGGAAGACCAAGGAAAACCAACCAUGGUGUUCCAUCCGAUUAUUUCCUCUAUACAGAAAAUUGCCCUAUACGAGACAAAAUCCCGGUUCUAUCUGAUGGGAUCCAACAACACAUUAACGCGUUUUCGAGUCCUGAAAAUCGACAGGAUGGAACCGAGAGAGUUGGUCGUAAUGGACGACAAGAGGGAAUAUACUCAGGACGAAAUAAAAGAUCUCGUCAACAUGAUUGACAUGGGUAAUCGAACACGAGCAGGACAGCGCAGCAACGUGGGUGGUGUUGCACGUGUCGUAUCUGCCUUUGGGAUUGUUGGCAAAAAUAGUAAAGAACCUGCACCUAGUUCGAGUAUAUCAGAGGAGCCUGAGCAACAAGAAUUACAAAAACCACUGCAUAAACCGACACAAACUAAAUUCACCUGGACGAGUAUGUGGCAGAGAGACACUUUCCCCAGGCUAGUACCAGCUUUUGCUCUCCUUGGGUUUAUACGUUUUUUGGAAGGAUAUUACAUAAUCCUAGUUACAAAACGUCGCCGAAUUGCAGUUAUUGGUCAUCAUACAAUAUAUAAAAUAGAAGAUACAUCAAUGAUAUACAUACCAAAUGACAUUGUACGAAUCUUCCAUCCUGACGAACAGAGAUAUGUAAAGAUGUUUCAAAGUAUUGAUCUCAGCAGUAACUUCUACUUCAGUUAUUCAUAUGAUAUAUCACAUACUUUUCAAAGUAAUAUGGCACCGCCAACGCGUAUCAAAUCUGAUCUUCUCACUGACAUGUGUACUAGCCAAAGGGAAUCUGAAGAAUCAGACGAUUCUGAAGAUUUUUUUAACAUGUGGGCAUUUAGAAAAGAUUGGCAGACUGAACAUAGAGGCGAGAAAUAUAUGGAUUACGGUAUACGUAGUAAUCCACAUCGUCGUUUUGUGUGGAAUUCCCAUCUUUUAAAGCCAGUAGAAAAAGAUUUGCAUCCUGAAUGGAUAUUGUAUAUAAUACAUGGCUUUAUUGGUCAGUCAAAUGUGAGCAUUUUUGGAAGAUCUAUGUACGUCACCGUUAUUGCCAGAAGAAGUAACAAAUAUGCAGGAACACGUUUUCUGAAACGUGGUGCAAAUUUUGAUGGAGAUGUCGCGAAUGAAGUAGAAACGGAACAAAUCGUUCAUGAUUCUGGCGUGAGUUCUCUAAGUAAAGGACGUUUCAGUUCUUUUGUACAAAUGCGUGGAUCAGUGCCUGCUCAUUGGAGUCAGGAUGUUAGUAAGAUGGUCCCAAAACCGACCAUAACUUGUGAUUUGUCUGAUCCUUAUGUAGAAACAGCAGGAGCGCAUUUUAAUCAAUUAUUAAAAAGAUAUGGAUCACCAAUAAUAAUAUUAAAUUUAGUUAAAAAACGAGAGAAGAAGAAACAUGAAAGUACAUUAAGCGAAGAAUUAAGUAUGGCUGUGAAAUACUUGAAUCAGUUUCUACCUCCAGAACAUCAUAUUCAAUAUAUAAGUUUUGAUAUGGCACGUAUGAGCAAAAGAAAAAAAGUGAACGUUAUGGGGCGAUUAGGAAAUAUUGCUCACAAUGCUGUAUUAAAGACUGGUAUUUAUCAGUCACAAAAUCUUUAUUACAAUCAGAGAAAUCUGUUUUCACCACAAAACAAUAAUACGAGGAAACUCCACAAGACAAAUUCAAAUUCGACUUUAUUAUCUAAUUUAAAUGACACCAAAAGCUCUAUUAAUACUUCGAUUAAAAUGGAUUGUAACGGGCAAACAAGUUCUAUAUAUGAUUCUGAUUCAAAUAUAGAAAUUAAUAAAACAAAUGAAUUAAAUCAAAUCCAAAAUAAGGUGAAGGAAUGUUUUGCUAAGAGAGGAACUGUGCAAACUGGAAUCAUCAGAACAAAUUGUGUAGAUUGCUUAGACCGAACAAAUACAGCUCAAUUUGCAAUAGGAAAAUGUGCCUUAGGGUUUCAAUUGUGUGCUUUGGGUGUACUAGAGUCUCCGAAACUCGAAUUUGAUUCCGAUUGCGUAAGGAUGUUAGAAGAAUUGUACGAAGAUCAUGGAGAUACUUUAGCCUUGCAAUAUGGUGGUUCACAACUAGUACAUAGAAUUAAGACAUACAGAAAAACUGCUCCAUGGACAAGUCAGGGUAACGAUAUUAUGCAAACUUUAAGCAGAUAUUACAGUAAUACAUUUAGUGAUCAAGAAAAACAGCACACGAUUAAUUUAUUUUUGGGAUUGUUCAUACCUGAAGAAGGUAAGCCUCCAAUAUGGGAAAUUCUAACAGAUUAUUAUCUCCAUCAUCUACCAGCUUGUCACUACUCACGUAAAAGAAGACUUCUGACACAAUGGUGGGAUAAAAAUGUAUUGAAAUGUCUUCCUUACGCACUUGAUGAAGUAACUAAAUCCUGUUCAGAAAUGAUACAAGUGCAAAAUUCAAUAGAAGAAAUGAUUGACGUUUAUUACGAUUAUCACAGGCCAUAUGAAUUAUCUUUACUAUCUGAGGUGUAUGCAUAUAAAAUAAGUCACUCUGUUAGAGAUUUUAUGCCACAUUUUACUACUUGCUAUAGUCCAUUUGCCGUUCGUGUACGACCAGGCAGACGGAGAGAAGAAGCAGGUAGUAAAAACUUAAACAUGAAAAAUCCAUCUAUGACUGGCCAGAGUAGUACGAGUAGUACAACAUCUAGCGCAAGCUCAAGCGAGGAUUCAAGUUCAGAUGAAGAUGAAAGCCACCAACAAAUGGACGAUUCCCAAUUAAUUACUUCUAAAGACAGUUCAGAAUUAAUGUCAUUUGAAUCAUUGUUUCCCUCUAUGAAGGAAGUAUAUGGCAUAGAGCCAGAAUAUCCAAAACGAAACGACAUUAUUCUUUAUAAAAGAUUUGUUCUAAUAGGACGAAAUGCAACAUAUUCUACAGAUCAUACUAAACUACGUUUGAAACUAAUUCAACAAACAUCUUUUCACGAAUCUACAGCUGCUGUCAUAACGUUACCUACUGUUAAAGACGCAAGCAUAAGCAUAUAUGAGCAAUAUGUGAAAAGAGCCACAAUAGGUGGCACGAUACCAAAUCCAAACGAUAUGAAUCUGUAUGAGGCUUAUGUUUCUCAGUACAAAUUACUCAUGAAACCCGCAUGCUCAGGAUAAGACCAAAUCAAUUUCACGUUUUAUAAAUUAAACUUAUUGUAUACAAGGUGGGGCAUUUUAAUCGCCCCAGGUGGAUAUCUCAACUAAGAGAGAUACAGGAAAAAGUUUUAUAUAAAAGUUGUAAAUUGUCUUAAGGGGAAAAAGGUAAAAAUAACAGAUUUUGUACACGGGGUAUUACCAAGAUCAGGUUAAGAUCAUCGAUUUUUUUUUAAUGAAACAUUAUUUUUGAUGCCAAAAUUUAAUAGCUGGUGUCAAGAGCUUUUCAAAACACUAUAAUAAAGUUAUCUUCCAUUAAGUACUUUUCAAGUUAUAAAGUUUGGAAAUUACAGUACCGCCGACAUUAGCAUUACUCAACGUGUCCAACCG
Messenger RNA from Mycetomoellerius zeteki, 3578 nucleotides. RefSeq names its product polyphosphoinositide phosphatase FIG4 (gene FIG4). The record is from RefSeq and is a predicted model, not a curated record. Gene Ontology annotation, molecular function: phosphatidylinositol-3,5-bisphosphate 5-phosphatase activity. Bases 117 to 3212 code for a protein of 1031 amino acids. Lineage: Eukaryota; Metazoa; Arthropoda; Insecta; Hymenoptera; Formicidae. The transcript is spliced from 14 exons. Gene Ontology annotation, cellular component: intracellular membrane-bounded organelle. Gene Ontology annotation, biological process: phosphatidylinositol dephosphorylation.